This is a messenger RNA of Gryllus bimaculatus (two-spotted cricket), 582 nucleotides long. Lineage: Eukaryota; Metazoa; Arthropoda; Insecta; Orthoptera; Gryllidae. The record is from the annotation of a GenBank genome assembly.
AUGGAGGCGGGGGCGGGCACGGCCAUGGUCACGGAGGCGGAGGCCACGGAGGUCAUGGAGGCCACGGAGGCGGGGGCCACGGAGGUCACGGAGGCGGAGGUGGAGGUGGUGGAACACAUAUUGACUACGUGUAUUAUUGAUGAUGGUAUUGUUGCACUUCAAAUCUCUCCGAGUGAAGCUCAUCCCAAGUACGAGUUUGCGUAUGGCGUCGUGGACCACAAAACCGGAGACAAGCACGGCCAGAAGGAGUCCCGCGACGGCGACAAGGUUGUGGGAGAGUACACUGUCAAAGAGCCUGGCGGCAACGUGCGCACUGUCAAGUACUACGCCGACAAGAAGGGAGGAUUCCACGCGCACGUGCACAACAGCGGCGGCAACGACCAUUCCGGCGGCACCUAUGGUGGUCACGGAGGCCACGGCGGCGGCGGCGGCGGCGGCGGUGGUCACGGAGGACAUGGCGGCGGCGGCGGUGGUGGUCACGGAGGACAUGGCGGCGGCGGCGGAGGCGGAGGUCACGGGGGCCAUGGCGGCGGCGGAGGCGGUGCCGGGCACGGGCACGGCGGACACUACAGUGGAUAUUAA